UCCGGCGACGGCGGCUGCGAGGCGCUGGCCUCCCGGCGCGGGGGUCGCCGCGGGGCGCGUCCGUGUGGUCCGCGGCCCUCGGGUCGCCCGGCUGCCCCCGGACCGCUUAGUCCCAAGCCGGGUGUGGUUUCCUCUACCGGAGGUGAAGCGGAGUGAGGGGGACCUGGGCCCUCGGACCAGGCUUUGUGGCCUCGCUUGUGAACAGGCUACGCUCCUGCCCCUCUUCUGGUUUGCAGUUUGGUGCUGCUACUCUCUGGAUGAAACAUGACUGAGGACUCUCAGAGAAACUUCCGUUCCGUAUAUUAUGAGAAAGUGGGGUUUCGUGGAGUUGAAGAAAAGAAAUCACUGGAAAUUCUCCUAAAAGAUGACCGACUGGAUAUUGAGAAACUUUGUACUUUUAGUCAAAGGUUCCCUCUCCCAUCCAUGUACCGUGCACUGGUAUGGAAGGUGCUUCUAGGGAUCCUGCCUCCACACCAUGAAUCCCAUGCCCAGGUGAUGAUGUAUCGCAAGGAGCAGUACUGCGAUGUGCUUCAUGCCCUGCACAUUGUUCGCUUUGUCAGCGAUGCCACACCUCAGGUUGAAGUCUAUCUCCGCAUGUAUCAGCUGGAGUCUGGAAAGUUGCCUCGAAGUCCCUCCUUUCCACUGGAGCCAGAAGAUGAAGUAUUUCUUGCCAUUGCCAAAGCCGUGGAAGAAAUGGUAGAGGAUAGUGUCGACUGUUACUGGAUCAUUCGAUGCUUUGUGAACCAACUAAACAAUAAGUACCGGGAGUCUUUACCUCAGCUGCCAAAGGCUUUUGAACAGUACUUGAAUCUGGAAGAUAGCCGUUUGCUGAGUCAUCUGAAGACGUGUUCUGCGCUGUCCAGACUUCCUUAUGAUCUCUGGUUCAAGAGGUGCUUCGCAGGGUGCUUGCCUGAAUCAAGUUUACAGAGGGUUUGGGAUAAAGUUGUAAGUGGAUCCUGUAAGAUCCUGGUUUUUGUAGCUGUGGAAAUUUUAUUAACCUUUAAAAUAAAAGUAAUGGCUCUGAACAAUGCAGAGAAGAUAACAAAGUUUCUGGAAAAUAUUCCUCAGGACAGCUCGGACGCGAUUGUGAGCAAGGCCAUCGACUUGUGGCACAAACACUGCGGGACCCCCGUGCACUCAGCCUGACCGCUCCUGAUGCGCACGGCCUGCCAGGCCCAGUCACUAAACUUACCGAAAAUAGGGUUCUUGCUUUUGUGCCCAAAGCAUAAUUUUUUCCGAGUAAGAUUGGGUGGCAUAUCGUGGAGCAGCAUCUUGUGGUUCACAGAAGUACAAAGUUCAACUCUGAAUAGCAUUGAAAAGGGUUAUUCGAAAACACUUCCCCAUUUUCAAAACAGUUCAGGCAGGGAAGGCGGGUGCUUUGAUAGGCAGUGUAUAACCAAGCCUGCGCCGUUCCUCUCUAAUUAGCACCAAGCUCGUUACUUUCUAAGGCUAUUUCUGGAAUAAAGAACAACUUCCUUUUGUUGACAGCUCAGAUUCGGCUUUCCUUGAUGCAGUACUUGUUUAAAUCUAAACUGUCUGGUUUCUGAGGCUUUGUCUUGCCAAAUAGGUUUCAAUAAAAAUCUUACAUUUUU
Nyctereutes procyonoides (raccoon dog) is the source of this 1592-nucleotide messenger RNA. RefSeq names its product TBC1 domain family member 7 (gene TBC1D7). Lineage: Eukaryota; Metazoa; Chordata; Mammalia; Carnivora; Canidae. The record is from RefSeq and is a predicted model, not a curated record. The transcript is spliced from 9 exons. Gene Ontology annotation, biological process: negative regulation of TOR signaling; activation of GTPase activity. Bases 265 to 1146 code for a protein of 293 amino acids. Gene Ontology annotation, molecular function: GTPase activator activity.